Messenger RNA from Pichia membranifaciens NRRL Y-2026, 5925 nucleotides. RefSeq lists its product as hypothetical. Gene Ontology annotation, cellular component: plasma membrane; cytoplasm. Bases 452 to 5689 code for a protein of 1745 amino acids. NCBI's taxonomy places the organism in Eukaryota, Fungi, Ascomycota, Pichiomycetes, Pichiales, Pichiaceae. Gene Ontology annotation, molecular function: 1-phosphatidylinositol 4-kinase activity. Gene Ontology annotation, biological process: phosphatidylinositol phosphate biosynthetic process; phosphatidylinositol-mediated signaling. The transcript has a single exon. The record is from RefSeq and is a predicted model, not a curated record.
AAGAAGGUGUUUUCCUUGGACAAAGACUGCAUUAUGAACUUUGUGGGGUAUGUGUCACAUGAUUUUGAGGAAGAGAUUCAGUUCGAACAAUUGGUUACUAACAUACCUGUAUUUGCGUCCGUUUGCCGUUAUUUCGUGAAGCUUGCCGACUAUCAGCACACGUUCGGCUGCCUGGGAUAAGCUGGCGUUGCUGUGUGCAGCGUCAACAAGUGCACAGACACCAAUUGAAACAGCAAUUCCUGAUUCUCUGCAGCUGCUGCUCUCGAAAUUGAAGUACUACAAGAAGAACAGCAGUGGCAAUUCCUCGGACAUCAUAUCGAACUCAGAAAUUCAGGUGUUGUUUGCACUUUGCAACAACUGCUCGAAGUUCAAAAACCAGUACCAAGCAGAUGUGCUUUUCACUGUGCUAUGCAAGUACUUGGUGAGCUCCCCAAGGCAGAAGUUCAGAUCCAUGUCAUGCUUCCUUAACGACGACUUGACUCCUUGGACGAAAUUAUCGUAUGAACUUACGUUGGCAUUGAUCAACUUGACAAUAUCAUUUCCGAAAUUCAGAGACACCUUUUACAACGUUCUGGGGGACUACAUCGGGGGAGUAGACUCAACGAUAGUUUACCAUCAGUUUUCUCUGCUAGGUGUCAUGCAGGCCUUGACUGUAAAACCAGAGAUUAUCAAUAAGAACAUCUUCAACUUGGUCAUGUCGGUUUUCACAACAAGCUUUUUUGACACAGUAGAAGUUACCAUAGCCAACAUCACAAGCCCGCUUGAUAUUGAUUUGAUUUAUUCAUUCAAUGAUCUUGGCCUCGAGUACUCUUCUUUAUUUUUCAUUGACUUGGUCGAGCGUUUCCAGGUCGAGUACCUGAAAGUGUUGGUUCACUCGGAAGGCCAUCUGUCCCUAAUGGAUUAUCUGCUGAAUGCUCAAUCUAUAUCUUAUUCUGUUGCGCAGGAUAAUACUGAUACUUUGAACUUCAUUUUGCAGUUUCAAUAUAAGGUUGAGGAUUUUAUCUCAAAUUCAAACGAAAGGAUUACAAAUUCAACUUUGUAUCGCCGUAAGACUUGUUUGACCACAUAUGCUUUUGCCUUGGAAAUCUACAGUUUGAACGUCAAGCUCUCUAAUAUUGAUCUCAAGUUUUUGAACCUGAAGAUCUCCUCAUACCUAUCCGACUUUAUGGUUUCGAUCGAGGAGGGCUCUCCGGUUGCUUUGGAUAUGAUCACAUCAAACUUAUUACUAAAUACUUUUGGUGCUGGCGCAAUUUUGUCCGAAGAAAACCAGGCAACGGGUCUGACUAUUGUCAAACACUUCCCUGUAAUUGUUCAAACGAUUGUUAUGCCAAAAGACUUUGUCAAGAAACUUGCCACGACUGUCAAGUACUGUAUGAAAAGCUUGUCAAAGGAUGACGCUAUUUCAUUAAUUUACACAUUGAUUAAUAUGCUUGGCGACGGCAACCACAAUAACGGUAAUAACAACAUUAACUCCAAUAUUUCGACAAAUGCUUCCUCAGUUGUAGAUGCUUUUAUGGUUGAACGAAAUGAUUUGAUUCCACAAAAUAUUGUAACUUCGGUUGUAGAAAUUACCAAAGCAGCGAAUGAUGAAUCAAUUAUUACCUUGGUAACUACUUUACUAUACCAAAAAAUUAGUCCUAAAUCUGAUGAGCUCAAUUGUAUUUUGCUGGAUGGUUUGACAGAAUUUAUUGAUAACAUGAGCAAAAAAGAUUUUGCCUCAUUGUUGAAAUAUUACUAUGAUGUUUCUGAGUCCACGUUGAAGGACAGUUCAAGCUACAAGCUGAAUAUUACAACUUGGACAAAGUUCUCAGAAGCAAUGGCAAAGUCGUCCAAUGAUGAACUCUAUAACCUAUAUUUGAAUGGUUUGUUGUUUCAGAUCAUCUCCAAAGGUGAUAUUGAUGAUCUAGAACAUCACAGACCUAACGAAUCAGUCACCGAAUCGGCUAGGGAAAUUACUCUUUUCUUGAAACCUCUUGCACAUUUAUUACCAUCCAUUGAUGAAAAGCCAAGAAUCCCAACUGACAAAGAGACCAUUGGUAGAUUUCAAAAUGCCUGGUUCAAUUUGGCGGUUCACGGAUUUGCUUAUAACUCUCCGUUAUAUGUGAACUGUCUACCCGAAUUACUUAGAAUUGCACAUAAUACUCCUCCACUAGCCUCUGAAUUCACUUGGAAUAGAAGUGAAACAUCGAUCGAGAUGAACACUAUUUUGAGAAGAGGUACUUCCAAAACAUCAGAAAGAAUUCACAAAGAUGUGUUGAAAAAUUUAGUUUCUCUCAAAGGCAUAGACGAUAGAAAUGUUGAUUCACAGGUCUCAAGGCCUGGCCUGAUGUUUUUGUCAUCAUCGCUAAUGGUGGAGAUGUUAAGAGUUCAGACAGGCGAUUGUUCCAAAAUCUUAGAUUACAUGUCAGAUCCUUCGGUAAUAAUUGCCCAUCUACAUCACAAUAUUGCGAUUAUCGCUUACUAUUGCUGUUCUCAAUACACUGAAAGAUUGUUGAAGAACACAUCCUCUCUUACUAUGCCAAAACUCACAAACCGGUUGAAAAGCAUAUUUAUCGCUUGCUGCCACAGAAACUAUGAACUACAGAAUUGUGCAUUUAAAUGCGCAGAUAUCAUUUUAGGUAAAAUCCCAUCGUCUUUGUGUUAUGAUGAAAGUACGUUUGCCUUGCUGGACAUUUUAGGUUUAUUGUUUCAAAGUAUUAUCGAUGCGGAUACCAAUGAGUACGAGCCUAUGACUCAAUUUAAGUCUAGAGUGACAGAUAUUGAUUUACUCUUGUCCGACUCUUAUGCCUGGAGACAGCAAACUCUUGACGUGUUCACUAAUAGGGCAACUAGAUGGAUUGGAGCUGCUCUGAAGUCUUGUGACGGUGACAUGAAAACUGUCCUUCGCUCUUACGUCAACAAGGCUGAUGCUUCUCAUAGAACAAUAAAUUUUGGUAUUUCAUUUGCAUUGGAUAUGGCAAGUAAAAUUUUACCAAAUGAUAGGGAGUUCUAUCAGUUACAAGGCAUUCAAUCAAAAAAACUAAACACUACUGCUGGCUUCCUGUCACACACUCAGUGGCAUUCUGGCCUCAAAUUUUUGGAAAAUGGGUUUAGAGAUCUAGAUGCUGUAAUUCAGUACCUCGAUAAAAGAAUCGAAACAUUCAUAUUGCAAAUGAACACAAAAUCGUUGACUAAGAGUGACAUUCAUCGUGAGUUUACUGAGCUAAUGGAUGAAAUCAGUAGAACAAUCAUUUACGUUCCUGUAAAAAAGUUGAACUACGUCAAAUGGGUUGUAGACAUUCCAUUUCUAGUUUUUGAUUCUCACUCAAUUGAGCACAGUAUUCCAAUUUGGCUCAAUAUUAUGAAAGAAAAAUCAGAACUUGCAGAUCAUGUUCUGUCAUUUAUAUUGCAAAACUUUGAAGUUACUGUUGUCAAAGGGAUGGGUUUGUAUUCAAGAAAACAGGACCUUCAUAACCCACAGUUUAAUCCUAUGGAAUAUCUACCAACCAAUAAGGUAAUUGUUGAACAUAAUUCUAAAACUGCAUCUGCUUUGUUAAAGCCUCAUUUAUUGUUGAUAAGAUUUUUGUCUUCUCACUUUCAUGCCACAAUGUAUCAAAGUGACCAUGUCCUGGAUAUGUUCACAGAGUCGCUAUUGACAGCUAUCGAUGGCUUAAAAUCAGCAAGUUUACAUCCAUAUGCUCGUAUGGCUCGUUUUGAGCUCAUCUACCUGGGUUGUGAACUACUGAAAUAUCACAAGUCAUUCACCUCUCCAUUAAAACACAAGGUUAUUAACACAGUACUGGUUGGUGCAUUAUCGUGGUUCACCAAAGAUGUCACUACUCCGUUUGGAAACAACAAGUUGAAAAUUAAAGCAGAUUUUGAAAUUUUGAAUUUGGUGGGAAAUUUUUUCAAUAGCAUUUCGUUCAAGGAGAUUUUCCAUGAGCAGAAAAGAGCCGUUUUAUUACUCUUUUUGGACGAUGAAAUAAGCAUUUUGAACUCCUGGAUUAAUCCGUUGGGUGGAGCAGCUGCCACAUAUAAAUCAUACGCCAACUAUAAAUUUGACGACAAAGUUUUACGUGACUGUUAUCUCAUAAGUGGUAAGCUUGCCAUCAAUCUAGUUACGAGAUAUGAAAAAAAUGGAACUCUAGCUUCUUCCAUGAUAAAAAAUUUACGUUCUUAUAUCAUAAACAACCCAUUCUCUGUGACCGAUAUUCCUGCUGCAGUCGAGUAUGUUGUUGACUCUGAUGUUCCGGCAAUUGUCGCCUGGUCGUCUGCUGCUCCUAUUGAUGCUAUUAACAAAUUCUUGCCGCCAUACAACAGAAACUCGUUAGUAUUACAGUAUGCUAUGCGUUCGAUUGAAAGUUUUGAUGUGCAUUUGACAUUUUUUUAUGUUCCUCAGAUUGUCCAAACUAUGAGACAUGAUGAUUUAGGAUACAUUCGCAGAUUCAUUUUGGAAACUGCAAACGUUUCGCAAUUGUUUGCUCAUCAAAUUAUAUGGAAUAUGGCAGCAAACUCAUUUAAAGAUGAAGAUUCCACCAUUCCUGAUUCCAUAAAGCCCACUCUAGAUGAGAUCAGGGAGACUAUGAUUAAGACGUUUUCAGAUUCUGAUAGAAGCUACUUUGAAAAAGAGUUCUCUUUCUUUGGUGAGGUGACAGGAAUCUCGGGAAAAUUGAAGCCGUUUAUCAAAAAAUCAAAACCCGAAAAAAAAGAAAAAAUUGAUGAGGAAAUGUCCAAGAUUAAAGUUGAAGAAGGUGUCUAUUUGCCUAGUAAUCCUGAUGGAACUGUUACUGAUAUUGAUAGAAAAUCAGGAAAACCUCUACAAUCUCAUGCAAAGGCUCCAUUCAUGGCCACAUUUUUUAUCAAAAAGAAGAAAGAUCGCAUUGUUAAAGAUGAAGUGGUUGAUAGUGAUGGCAACAACUUUGAAAUUGUGAAGACAAGUGCUAUCUUUAAAGUUGGUGAUGAUUGCAGACAGGACGUCCUAGCUCUUCAAUUGAUAUCUAUGUUCAGAACAAUCUGGAUGACUCAAGGUGUUGAUGUAUACGUUUUUCCAUACAGGGUUACAGCAACUGCCCCAGGCUGUGGUAUUAUUGACGUUUUGCCUCAUUCCAUUUCAAGAGAUAUGUUGGGUCGUGAAGCAGUCAACGGGUUGUAUGAAUACUUUAUCUCACAGUUUGGACCAGAAACGUCUCCUGAAUUUCAGCGUGCUAGAAUUAACUUUGUUAAAUCGUUGGCUGCAUACUCCAUUAUUACAUAUCUACUGGCUAUCAAAGAUAGACAUAAUGGUAAUAUUAUGUAUGAUAAUGAAGGUCAUAUUCUGCAUAUCGAUUUCGGAUUUUGCUUUGACAUCGUCCCCGGAGGUGUUAAGUUCGAGCAAUCCCCAUUCAAACUGACCAGAGAAAUGGUUAGAGUAAUGGGAGGUAGCGUGAAUACUCAGGCCUACAAGUGGUUUGAAGAAUUGUGCGUCAAAUGCUUCCUUGCAUGCAGACUACACAUGGACUCUUUGAUUAACAUGGUUGUGCCAAUGUUAGAAAGUGGAUUACCAUGUUUUAAAGCUGCAACAAUUAAACAUCUAACACAACGGUUUGCUCCAAAUAAGAACGACAGAGAAGCUUCAAUUUAUAUGAGAGGUUUGAUCAAAAAAUCAUUUGAAAGCUUUGCAACUAAGGGGUAUGAUGAAUUCCAAAGAUUAACCAAUGGUAUACCUUACUAAUGAUUUCUCCUUCGAAGAGGCUGCUUCUUAUUGAAGCAUAUAAAUUUGUACAUAAAUGCGUAGUUAAAUAAAUGAACGUUAGAAGUAAAUGAAAUAAAGUAAAUUGGAGAACAGAAAGUUAAGCCGUCAAGGAAAACCUUGAAAAGUUGAGCAUACGCUGAGUAUCGGCUAAAAUACUAUACGAAAGAAAUGAAAGAAGAAAGCAGAAAGAAGUAAGUAGAAUGGUAUUAUGCGAA